AUCUGUACGCCGACGGCGAGCGCGAAUAUCCGGUGCGGGCGGUGGUGCGGACCGAGGCCGUAAAAACGACUGCUGGAGAAGAACUACCGCGCCGUCGCUGAACGUAACCGCAAUCGCGUCGCGUUAUAAUCGUGUCGUCUUCGUCGCCGUGUCGUUCUUACAGAGUACUCCGACGUCGUCAUGAAAAACGCAAUAUUAUCGACACCGCGAUGGCGGUAACGGUGGUGUUCCGUAAUCAUUGCAAUCGCGACCGUACGUACUGUUACGCUUCCGCCGGUGACGUGACACGGAUUUCGUCGCACUGUUAUACUGCAGGCGCACCAGAGGCUUAUUACGAGUUAUUACGGCAUCGACAACAACAACGACAACAACAUCAACAACAACAACAACAACAAUAAUAAUAUAAGAAUAAUAAGAAUAAGAAUAACAGUAUCGACAGAUACGUGUCCGCAGCACAGCGCCUGAAGUUUCGUUAUUAUUGUCAUCAUCAUUGCGUCACUGUCACCUAUUACGAUGUCGUCGUAGUGUUCAGCGGUCGGUGUACGGCGAUAACGCGUGAGAUAUAACACAGGUACACGUCAAUAUUAUUUAUUGUCGUUUGGCGUGCCCAACACGACGACAACGACGACGACGCCCGCGAACGCGUUGUAGUGUGCCGGCGGUGGUGCGUUUAAUCGCUGGCAAACCGUCCGUCGCGUACUAUAAUAAUAUCAUUAUUGCUGUUGUCAUUAUUGUACCUAUUCGCAGCAGUGAUCGCAAUACGAGUGUGCAGGCCUUGUCCGUGUCGUCUUAUCCGCCGUCGGUGUCGUCGAGAUAUCCAUUGCCGUCGGUUCUUUCCGGCGCGUUCGGGCGAUGGCCACAAGCGGUUUCCGGGCCUGCCGCCGCCGCCGCCGCCGUCGUAACGCGAUCCGACAAAACAGCUGUCCGCCCGCUGACGUCGUCGUCGACGGACACGUCUCAAACAGGUACAUCGUCCGCAAACGUUCCGUCGUCGCCGUCGCUGUUGUUGAACCGAGUGACUUGAGAACCGAAUUCAAAUGUUUAUAAACAUGACAAUUUUAAUUCAGUAGAGCUGGCACUGUGUACUCAAACGCAUCCAGUGAUAACAUCAUUUCUUUUUCACAUGGAGAAUAUCAGCUGAAAAAUACAAGAUGUCUUGACAAUGACGCCAAUGGCGGCAAUAUGAGAUCCUUACCGCCGGGUCAAGAUGGAAUCGACUACUGUAAAAUCCGCAGAGACCGAAACCACCACCACCAUCACCACCAUCAUCACCACAACAAUCACCACAGCGUUGGCAGUGGCAGCAGUGGCGGCACGCUUCGUCGGUCGUCGGCAUCAUUGCUGGAACCACCGUCUCCCGCCGAACGGUACCACGGCACCAUCGAGGGCCACUACCGUUUGCAUGACCUGGCCCUCGACCGGUACGUCCCACCGCCGUCCCCCGAACGGUAUUCAUCGGGCGUAUCGUCGUCCAGCCGGUCGUACCAGCAACACCAUCACCAGCAGCAGUCGCUGGACGAUCGGUACUCUUCAUCGUCGUCGUCGUCGUGUCAUGGCACUACCGUCGGAACAGGAAGUGGCAGCAGCGGCAGCAGCCGCAACCACUAUCUUCCGGUAUCGCAGAGCACGUCUGAAAGCUUCAUGUCGCCACCGUCACCAGUGGCCGAACGGUUCGACUAUGCCGCGCGUCACCACGACAGUUACGCCAACGCCGCCAAACGAAACGAAUCCGCUUAUUCCAGAUACCACAUACCGGCCGAGAGGUUUGUUCCGAUCGUUUCUCCUGACGAUGGUUACGACGGCCACUACGACCGGUGCGACGACGCGGCGUACAGCUCCCGGAAAGAGGCGGCCGCGCUGUACUCGAGGGCGUCGGCGAUCGUGGACGCGAUGCCUUCCUCGGCGGCCGCGCUGUCCAGGGCGUACGCGACAGCCACCCUGAGACCGUCGAACCGCUGCUGUACGGGCCCGCUGUACAGCGGCGGUGGCAGUGGCGGAUUGGGAGGCAGCGGCGUCGGCGUCGGCGGCGGCGGUGGCGGUGGCGGCGGAGGGUGCGGUUACCAGUACGGCACCGUCGGUCGGUCGCGGUCGCCCAGGGACCUGUCGCCUUCCGGACUGGUCAGACAGCAAGCCGCCCACAUGUCUUCCACAGGGUCGCCGCCGAAAGGUCCGUCGAACAGCAGCAGCAACAGCAACAACAACGCGUGCCUGGUCCAGUACGACGCGCACUCGGCCAUCACACUGCCCCGGUGCAGUAGCGCCAACGUCGUUUGCGCCGGACAAAACGGUUACGACGAACCGGCGGCCAACAGUUACGGCGGCGGUCACGCGGCCGCGCGCCGCAUAUCGUCGUCGUGCAUCAGGGAGAGCUCGGCGCUGGCGUGCUGUCCGACAGCCGCUUAUUCGGGCAACGCCGGGCUGUCCGGCGCCAAGAGUGCGGCGGCCGCGACGUCGGCUUCCGCGGCUGCGGCGGCGGCGGCGGCGGCCACGUCCACUCAGUCGGCCGUCGCCGCAGCAGUAGCGGCAGCGACGACCUCCGCGCAGCCGUCGACUGCCGUCCAAGCUUGCGGCAGCGGAAGCAACGGCGGCAACAACAACAACGCACACUGUCCUCCGACUCAACCCAACAACGCUUCGUGGAAACCUGGGUUUACUAAAGGGUUGACUAUUCAAGCUCAAACAAACUCAAGAUCUCCACCACUUUCCAUAACUUCAAGCCCUGGAUCAAUUCAAUCAUCUAGCAGUUCAAGUAGCGGUGUCCAUUCGGCACCUCCAAAUAUGGAAUCCACAGCUGAACGCAAGUAUGACCCUCCAUUCAGGUCCAUGUCGGCGCCUGCACCCAGUAAUUCACAACCAUUAUCUUCAUCCACUGAAGUGACAACUGAUAACUCUGAAGAAACUGCUAGUACAUGUACAGUACCUGCCAACAGUAGUGGUUCAGACCAACCAAAUAGUCCUCCAUCAGAAACUGUUUAUCAUCCAAAACACAUACACCAUCAAACAUCAUUACCAAUUUUAUCAUCAAAUAUUUUAAACAAACCUAGAACAUUUCACAGGCCAAUGUCAAAGACAGAAACUGUAAAAAAUUUUAUUAAGAGAGAAACAGCUAUGUUUUUUGGACUUGAUGAAGAAUUUGAAGAAACUGAAAAACUUAAAUGGUUAGAUAGAAGAAAACGUUUAGCAACUAGAAAAUAUGGAGAGUUAAAAAAUGAAUACAUUAAUUCUGUAAAUGAAAUUCCCGUAAAUCAAAUAGCACAGCCUGAUGUAUUACAAUCUAGUCGAGAUAUUGAUGAACGAGAUAGUACCAAUCGUGUUCAACCUUUAGGAAGGAAACCAUCUGUUGCUAAAUUAACAUUAAGAGGAUUAUCUUUUGUUAUUUCGAAAACACUUAGUCGUAAAAAGAAAAUAAUAUCAACUCCAAAUGAAUGGUCUCGAAGUUAUCCCUCAUCCGUCGCAUCUGAUGCUCCAACAAUUGUAUCCCAAAUGACUGAUGAUGUGUUUUUUGAUCGACUCUCCUCGGAUAGCGGCGACCAAGGAAUAGAACAAGAAGUCGUAGAUUCUGGUGGAAAUUAUGAAAAUUCAAUUAGACAACAUUAUAAAAAACCACAUCAAAGUUUCAGAAGAUAUUCUAGUUGGCAAAGAAAUCCAUCAAGGAGAGCUGAAGAUGAUCAUAUGCCAAACAUUGGAAUGGGUAGAAUUUGGGGCAGAGUAUUAGAUAGAGCAUUUGAUAACUCUGAUAGAAGGCAGUAUGGAAUGGGUUUUAUUGGAAGAGUAUGCAGACGUUCAUUAAAUAAGACAGUCAUAAACAGAAGGGAUGUGAAACAACAGCUUGAUGAUUUAGAAGAUCACAGACCGUUUUUUACUUAUUGGGUGACAGUAGUUCAAAUUUUAGUGCUAUUCUUAUCAAUAUUUUCCUAUGGUCUUGGACCUUUUGGUAUUGAUCUCAGUCACCAAUCUGGUGCUGUCAUGGUCACAAGUUUAUCCGUACAAAUAAUUGAAUACAUAGAACCUUCAAAUUUUUGGAUUGGACCACGAGCAGCGGAUUUAAUACAUUUGGGGGCUAAAUUUGCUCCUUGCAUGCGAAAAGAUAAAAAUAUAAUGAAAGAAAUUGAAAAAUGGCGAGAAAAAGAGAGAGAAACUGCUUGUUGUAUAAGAAAUGAUGACUCUGGAUGUAUUCAAGCAUCAAAAGAACAAUGCACAUUUUUAAUACCAUCUCACAAACGACUGACGGAUUGGGGCGGUGGUAAUGGUGGAGGAGGUGGAGAUGGAGAUAAACCACCAUCGACAUCAAUCUCUAAAUGGAAAAAAUGGUCAGAAGUAGAAUCAGGGCCUGGAGGAAGAAUAUCUGGUUCUGUUUGUGGCCUAGAUCCAAAGUAUUGUGAAGCUCCUGCAUCUAUAGCGCCAUUUGAAUGGCCUGACGAUAUAACAAAAUGGCCAAUUUGCCGUAAGAUGAGUGGUAGAGGUAGUGCAAGACAUAGCAGUUGGGGUAGUCCAUUGAUUCAGAAACUAACAUCUGCUGAACACAUGAUUUGCGAAGUAAUAGGACACCCAUGCUGUAUUGGAAUACAUGGCACUUGUCGAAUAACUACAAGAGAAUAUUGUGAUUUUGUACAUGGUUAUUUUCAUGAUGAUGCUUCGUUAUGCUCUCAAGUUUCAUGUUUAAACGAUGUGUGUGGUCUCAUACCUUUCUUUUCUCCUGAAGUUCCUGAUCAAUUUUACAGAUUGUGGAUAUCACUUUUUAUACAUGCUGGUAUUCUUCAUUUAGCAACAACAAUUGUAAUACAAUAUUUUUUGAUGAGAGAUCUAGAAAAACUGACUGGUUCUUUAAGAAUAGCUUUAAUCUAUUUGGGUUCUGGAGUGGCAGGUAAUCUUGGCAGUGCAAUAUUUGUGCCUUAUAGAGCUGAUGUCGGUCCAGCUGGUUCACAAUUUGGCCUUUUGGCGUGCCUUAUAGUUGAAGUAUUGAAUUGUUGGCCUAUGUUGAAAAGGCCCGAGCAGGCACUUUCAAAACUAUUAGCUAUCACUUUUCUGCUGUUUCUGCUCGGGCUACUGCCUUGGGUGGACAAUUUUGCACAUCUAUUUGGUUUCAUUUUUGGAUUCUUAUUAUCUUAUGCAUUGUUGCCAUUUGUUUCAUUCGGACCAUAUGAUCGUCAGAAGAAAAUUUUUCUAAUCUGGGUGUGCCUGUUAUCUGCAUUGUUCCUGUUCUUGUUGUUGUUGUUACUGUUCUACCUUAUACCAAUGUAUGAUUGUGAAAUGUGUAGUUAUUUCAAUUGUAUACCCAUAACUAAAGACUUCUGCGCCAAUCAGAAUAUUAAUUUUAAAAAGGAUGAUUAUACGGUAUGACAAAUGUGGUGGCGACGGUGCAAGACCGCGCAUACGUUAGUGACAACAUUUGCGAAUUGUUUUGUGACUUUAGCCACCUCCUGUAAAAUGCUUGAGGUAUUCGUUGAUAUUUAUACUCCCUUUUCAGUGGUAAAAAGGAAGAAUAAUAAAUUUAAUAAAAUUAUUAUAGUGAUUAAGAAAUUUACUUACUCAGUUUUAUGUAAUUGUGCAAAAAAAAAUUCGUUAAAAAUAAUCAAAUUG
Melanaphis sacchari is the source of this 5580-nucleotide messenger RNA. RefSeq names its product inactive rhomboid protein 1 (gene rho-5). The record is from RefSeq and is a predicted model, not a curated record. Gene Ontology annotation, biological process: regulation of epidermal growth factor receptor signaling pathway; regulation of protein secretion. Lineage: Eukaryota; Metazoa; Arthropoda; Insecta; Hemiptera; Aphididae. Gene Ontology annotation, cellular component: endoplasmic reticulum membrane. The coding region runs from base 1183 to 5340 and encodes 1385 amino acids. Gene Ontology annotation, molecular function: serine-type endopeptidase activity. The transcript has 19 exons.